AUGUAUUUCGACUACAACUUUGUGGAGACUCGGCCACUAGCAUACAGCACCCCUCACUCCAUUAAUGUGGAUGGGUACGUCCACCAUCAAUGCCCCAGUUCCAUUUUUUGUCCCGGCUUUGUUCAGCACAAUCAACAGCAGUCGAAACCUUCGCAUUCACAUCCUCAUUCCCAAGUAGUUCCAAAGGGUCAUGUCUACAAGGACAAUGAGGCACUUCCAAUUUGUCGGAGCCUUCAAGAGCUACCGACCUCAACUUCUGGAAGUACUAGUUGGGACAUAAAUGACAAACAGCUCCCGAAGACCUCUACUUCAGGCAAACAAUGCGUACGGAAAGGUUGUCCAGGUCAAAUCUACCUCCAUCCGUGCCGUGGCAACGAAGGUUAUCCCGUGACUCAUUUUUGGCGCGAAGUCGGUGACCUUGUGUUCUUCCAGGCCAAAGGUACUCACGGCCACUUGCGUCCCAAUGCCAAGGCCGCUCGUAGCAAGCCAAACCGCUCAAAGUCUUCAAAUCCGUCUACCGAUUUCACCUCCCCUCGGCGACCCGGUCUCUCUGAAACUACCAUCAGUUCAGUAGAGAUGUGCUUUUCCCCUCAAGCAGAUACGUACUUUGGGACCCAUCUGCCAUCGUUUAUAACGGAGAGGAACGUAGCCACGACGAAUGCACCCUUUUGUUAUCCUUCUCAAAUGGGUGUUAGAAGUUUUGACGGUGGUAUCGAUGGCACUAGUUUGUGUAGUCCUCCGCCCUCUCAACUAACGUUAUCGAUGCCACAAAACUUUCAUCGGUGUCCCACUGUGAGUUCCCAGCUUUAUCAGAAUAGCUCAUCGAAAAUGGGCUCCCAUGGGAUGGGUCCGAGCAAUGGUUCUUGGUGCACCCUUGCUUUACACCUGCCGUCCUCCGUUGAGGAAACUAGUGACUUCUCCCCGUGGGCGUAUCACGUUCCCGAAGGCACCUCCGGAUUCUGUUCUGACGUUAACACCUUCCAAAACUUCAACUAUCAACAUCGUUAUUCGCGUCCUUUGAGGGCAUCGAGUUGGUCUCUGCAAGUGCACGAUGCCCAUGGACACUCUUCAACCAUGAAUUCCUCUUAUCUUCCUUAUGAUGGCUCCCCUCUUCAAUCUUCUGGCGCAUCUAGUCACUGCAGCUCUAAUCAACGAAUUUCAAGAUGA
Hydatigera taeniaeformis is the source of this 1167-nucleotide messenger RNA. The record is from the annotation of a GenBank genome assembly. NCBI's taxonomy places the organism in Eukaryota, Metazoa, Platyhelminthes, Cestoda, Cyclophyllidea, Taeniidae.